AUGUCUGAUGCAUCUGAUAGCCAAAACCUUAGUAGCUCAGGCGCUAAAAGCGUUUCCUCUGCUUCCUAUGUUACUUCUUCUCCUUCCUCUGUCUCUUUAUCUUCUGAUGAGGAGACUCGGGCUUCUGCUGAGCACAGAACCAAAUCAAUGCAUGAUGUUUUGUCUCGCUCUGUGCCUGCUGUGAUUCCUUUGUCCUCUGACGAUGAAUCCUCUGGGGAGGAGCCGCCCCCCCAGAUGCGGGCCUGGUUAGAUGAUUUUGAGCAGCUUGCUGGAGCUAAUGAGUCUGAACUGUCUUUGCGUGUUUACAGACGCCGGGAAUCUAUUUUUCGUUCUAUGAUGGCCAACCAUGUCACUAUUUCUGUGGGUGGGCAAGCUGGUGGGGAAGAUAUUUUGGCCCAGGUUAAUGAGAUGAGGCCCUUUCCAAACUACGUGGAAGAGAAUGUCGUUCCUGGGGAUUCGACGCCCUUCCUUUCUGAGGCCUCUGCUUUUGGUCCCUUACACGCGAAGCUGAACACUAAGUGGACUGAUGAUGCGCGAAAAGAGAAUCACGCUGUUGUUGGUAAGGAGUUUUAUGGUCUGCCUGAUGGUUAUCGACUCAUCGUGCCAGACGAUGAUGCUCGGAUUACUCAUCCACCAGAGGGGUGCAUAGGCGUUUAUGCCUAUAGUCUGGAUUUUGGUCUGCGCUUUCCUCUGGAUCCUACCCUGGUGAAGAUUCUUCGUGCCUUCAACGUUUGCUUAGCUCAGCUCCAUCCCUUCGCUGUUCGUACUUUGAUCAGCUAUAUUUGGGUCUGUCGGUUUUUGGAGUUUCCUGAGACCCUUUCUCUCUGUAAGCGAGUCCAUCAUCUGCGCAACAGCGGUACUGGGAACAAGAUUGGCUGGUUUUCCAUCUAUUGCAAUCGUGGAAGAUUGACCUGCCAUGGGAUGCCUACCGGCCAAAAGGAGUGGAAGGAUAGGUUUUACUGGCUCGCUGUCCCUGCUGACUUUCCUGUUGCUCGGGGCUUUGUUAGACCUCGGACUCGGCUAGAGGGAGUCGAGAUUUUGGAUGGUGCUGUCUUGGAGGAGAGGGCUUUUGAGCAUUUUUCAUCUGAGCCCAAGUUUAAUGCUGCUGGUAAAGAGGUUGGGCGGUUGCCUCGUGUUUGGCUUCCGCAUUCAAGUUAUGUUCUGCGGAAUGACGUGCUGUCCGCUAUGUUUCUUUGUUCUACUCACCCUCAAGGUCGUCGAUUCUUGAAUCUUGAGGAAUUGGGUGUUCGGGCUGAUGGUUCUUUCAUCUGCGCUGCUCCCCCCGAUCCUGCUGCGAAUGGGUAUCAAAUUUUGGCUGACCAAAUAGAGGGCAACAGGAGAAGUUCUACACGCCGUUCUGGUCGGGGUGGCGGUUCUGGGAUCGUUCCCAGAGUGUCUCGAGUGGUCUCCUCUACAAACACUGGUUCUGCGAGCACUCCUAUUCGUCGAGGGCAGACCUCUCGCGGAGCUUCCCAUCGUGGUGCUCUGUCAGGCUCUCGUCGUGACCGAGCCGAUUUCGAGGCUGGGCUCGAAGCUCCGACAGAGGAUGCAGGCCAUGAUUUUGGGGAAGUGGCUGGUGAGGUAUGUGACCAGCCAGGUUGUUCGGGCUCUGCGUCGGAACCUGUGGAUAUCGAAGCUGAGGAGCCGCCUUUUGUUCAGCGUCCUGGGAAACAACCUAGGCUUGAUAGUGGAGCUGAGCAACUUCGAGCCUCCCCUUCUGCGGCUGAUCCCCAUCGUAGCAACACUUCUGGUAGCUCUCUUCGACAGUUUCUGGAGCAAGAGCUUCAAGGAAGUGAUCUGGCUGCUGAUGAUCUUGACCUGCAUAUCACGGGUCGGCAUAAGGAGUUUGUUGAGAAAGAAUUUCUCGACAUUCGUCCCCAGGCCGACCCUGAGCUGGCUGCUAUCUUCUCUGGUCCUUCUGCUUCGGAUCGUACUUUUGUCCCGCGCUGGGAUGUGUCCGAAUCAGAAAGCUUAUAUGGGAACUACCCUGAGAAAGGCGGGACGCUUGCCCUGAGGAUGUUAAGAGGUCUGCAGUUGCCCAGCGACCUGCCCAAAGAGCGUUUGUAUACUCCUGGGGCGAAUGCCUGCCAGAAGGUCAUGGAGUGUGGCAACGCUGUUCGUGAGUUGACAGAAGUCUUCAUAGUUUACCAGAAACGACUUGCUGCCAACGUUGCUCACAUAGAGGCCCAAAAGAAGAGAAUUGAGGAGCUCACUGCUGAUCUGGAGUUAUCUUCGACCUGUCUUACUUCGGCUAAUGAUCAAUUGAAGCUUGUUACUGAAGAGCGUGAUCAGCUGCAGGCUAGCUUUUCUCAGGCCCAAAUUGAUCUGGUCACCGGACAGCAGAAAAUUGAGGCUCUCCAGCAAGACUUUCUCUCUGUUGAGCAGUCUCAUGACAAUGAGAUGGCCCAACUGCAGAACUCCAUCGAAGAUCAGCUUGCGGCUGCCGUUCGCGACUUCCGUCGGUCAGAUGAGCAGUAUGCUCUGCGCACUCAGAGCUAUGAUGGCGGGUGGAAGGCUGCUUCGCUAAUAGUGCAAGAAAAGCAUCCUGAUCUUGACUGGUCUCCAAUCGAAGCUGCUUGGUUGGCUGGGCUCCAUGUUGAGCUUUUGAGAAAGAAGAGGGAGGCCGAGCAAGCGUCUCUAGCUGCGGGCGGUGCGGUGCCAGAAGAUGAUGGGGUGCCUGAUCAUUGUGUUGAAAAUGUUCACCCUGGGGAAUUGCCUCUGUCUGAUGCUGAAGAUGAUGUUGGGCAAUAAUGGCACAGGCGGCUGUCCCCAUGUUCAUCUUGCACUACCUCAGCCAAUGCGUAGUUUAUUUUUUCUGGUUGUUUUUGUCCUCCCUGCGUGGAGAGUAAGAAUUUGUUUCUGGGGAUAAUAUUUAUCGUUUUUAGUUUUGAUCAACAGUGGCCAUUUUUGUAGGGCUGUACAUUGCAUAAGUU
This is a messenger RNA of Spinacia oleracea (spinach), 2933 nucleotides long. RefSeq lists its product as uncharacterized. NCBI's taxonomy places the organism in Eukaryota, Viridiplantae, Streptophyta, Magnoliopsida, Caryophyllales, Amaranthaceae. The record is from RefSeq and is a predicted model, not a curated record. The transcript is spliced from 4 exons. The coding region runs from base 1 to 2751 and encodes 916 amino acids.